AUGGCAACUUCUUCCACCUUCUUCUCUCCUUUCCUUUUCCUGUGCAUGCUGGUUCUUUCUGACAUCAGUCUUGCAGUCUCCCUGGACCCUGGCACAAAGCUCAAAAAUGUCCCAGAGAACAACAACCACCUUCAAAACCAAGAGAUGUGGCUGCAGCAGCCCAGAAGCGAGCACCACCACAAGCAGGGCUUGGCCAAGAAGGAGAGGGUCCAUGCCAUGCCUUCUAGAGGGCGGCCGGCUGGGGAAGAGACCCUCAGAACGGGUAGCGGGGCCCAGAUGGUGGCAGAGGGACAGGCAGCAGCCCUGAAACAGAAUAAGGAUGUGUUCCUGGGUUUUGAGUUCCCAUAUCCUGAGAGGGAGAACCAGUCCCCUGGGUCUGAGAGAGGAAAGAAGCAGAACCGAGAGCAUCGGCGCCACAGCCGCAGGGACAGGCUGAAACACCACAGAGGGAAGACUCCUGAUGCUGGGCCAAGCUCCCUGUACAAGAAACCUGAAAGCUUUGAAGAACAGUUUCAAAAUCUCCAGGCAGAGGAAGCUACAAGUCUGACUCCCACCACACUCACUGCACUGGAGCUGGCUGCGUCCACAGAAGAACCUCCUGUUCUUCCAGCCACAUCACCACGGUCACAGGCCCGCCUCAGGCAAGAUUGGGAUGUGAUGCCCACCCUAGAUAUGGCACUCUUUGACUGGACAGAUUAUGAGGAUCUCAAACCAGAAAUGUGGCCAUCUGCUAAAAAGAAAGAAAAACGCCGCAGUAAGAGCCCUACCAGUGGAAAUGAAACCGUGAUGGCUGAAGGAGAGCCAUGUGAUCACCACCUUGACUGCCUCCCAGGCUCUUGCUGUGACUUGCGUGAACACGUCUGCAAACCACACAAUCGAGGCCUUAACAACAAAUGCUAUGAUGACUGUAUGUGCACUGAAGGGCUACGCUGUUAUGCCAAAUUCCACCGGAACCGAAGAGUGACCCGGAGGAAAGGGCGCUGUGUGGAGCCUGAAUCUGCCAACGGAGAGCAGGGAUCCUUCAUUAAUGUCUAGGAGGGUGGGACUCCUGCCUGGGUGGUCAGGAGCUGGGGUCAAACUGUUUAUGCCUUGCAAUGGGAAUUAGAGGAAAAAGUCAAGCAAAUGACUGAAGCUGCAGGAUCUGAAACAUGCUAGGUUCCAACAAGACUGAAGCUCAUGUUAACUAUAAAUAGAGUGGCCUCAGCCUUUCCAUACCAGGACUGCAUUCCCCCUCCCUUCCCUCAGCACAUUCCUGUCAUUAAGCCGGGUCCCCCUCUGCCGGUUACUGAGAGAUCACGACUACCAUUCUGAUGGCAAGACAUGAAAGAUCCUUCAGGUCAAAGGGGAUAUGAGCUUAAACUUUACCCCU
Messenger RNA from Pterocles gutturalis (yellow-throated sandgrouse), 1369 nucleotides. RefSeq names its product dorsal inhibitory axon guidance protein (gene DRAXIN). Gene Ontology annotation, biological process: axon guidance; Wnt signaling pathway. Gene Ontology annotation, cellular component: extracellular region. Lineage: Eukaryota; Metazoa; Chordata; Aves; Pterocliformes; Pteroclidae. The record is from RefSeq and is a predicted model, not a curated record.